Messenger RNA from Cephus cinctus (wheat stem sawfly), 1497 nucleotides. RefSeq names its product transmembrane protein 199. Lineage: Eukaryota; Metazoa; Arthropoda; Insecta; Hymenoptera; Cephidae. Bases 87 to 755 code for a protein of 222 amino acids. Gene Ontology annotation, cellular component: endomembrane system. The transcript is spliced from 2 exons. Gene Ontology annotation, biological process: vacuolar proton-transporting V-type ATPase complex assembly. The record is from RefSeq and is a predicted model, not a curated record.
UCCAUUAAGUCCUCUAGUACAUACCUAUUCCAAUAAUCUUACUGAUACGAUUAAUUAAACAUUCCUUUCUUAUCAAAUUUAUAAAAAUGCCUGUGGAACCCAUUGAUGAUCCAACCAUUGGUAUAAAACCUACAUCAAAGUUGAUAGAUUUCAUUUUGAAACAAGUGACAAAUGUGGAAAGUGCUCCAGAGGGUGUAUCAUCCUUAAAACAUUCAACGAAAAAACAGCGCGCUAAUGUUGUGCUAAAAUUGAAAGAUAUUAAAUGGCUUAAUGAGUAUCUUGAGGAAUAUCGAAAGUCUUCCGAUAUAAAAGUCUACUUGCAUGAUCUUUUGGAAGGUGCUGACAUUGAUUUACCGAUGCCAAAAGUAACGCCGAGGAAUCCCGAAUUAGAGGCGAGGAUUCAGAGGCUGACGGCGCAGCAGAAUGCGCGAGAAUACAAUGCAAUGACGAAAGGCGUAGAUCCUGUACGGAGACAACUGCCAGAAGAUACGAUUGCUUAUCAGAUGAAGGAAAUGAACAAACAGCUCAUAGCAGUUGCGCAAUUUGUCUUCUCCGUCCUCGCAAGUUUCGCUUUUGGCUUUAUUGGUAUUGAACUGAUAGUAGGAAACCUAGAUUUUGGAUUCAGAUUAUUAUUGGGAAUCAUUUGUGCACUAAUUGUAGCACUAGCUGAAAUUUAUUUCCUCGCAAAGAAAUUGAAUGAAGAUUUCUAUGAAGAAAUACCAAAACCAGUAUACAAAAAGAUGCAUCAAGAGUAAUUUUAUUAUUUAAUAUGUAACACAUUUUAUAUGUGGUUGCACAUAAGUGUCGUUGCUUCUACUUAUAAUAGUUGUGACUGCAAAUAAGAAAAACUAUAUUUAGACUAUGCAGAUAUUACAGCUACUGCCAUACUUAUAAGAUAUAUAAAAUUUAAAUUGAUUCUUUCAAUGUUAUAAAGUUAAUCACAGAAUUUUAAACCAAACAAUUGCACUGUAUUGUUAAAACCAUAUUUAUUGGAGGAAGCAUCUAACUGCAAAUUUAGUAACAGGUUAAAAUAAGUAAUUCGAGUAUAAUUUUUCAAACAAUGCAUUUCUUUAUUAUACUGCUAUGUACGUGUAUAAUAUAUUAAAUAAAUUAACAUGAAAUCAUCAUGAUUGUUCAUCUAUUGUAACUAGAUAUAGCUAAGCUAUUAAGUACAAACUCAAUAUCCUUUAUAUUUUGUCAUGAGAUUCUACGUUUUAGUAAAAUAUGUUAAUGGACAUAUACAUAAUUUUUUGAAGACUUUAAAUAUCAUUACAAAUGAUUCUCAAUAUGUACUAUGGAAUGUCUUUUUAGAAAACUGCAUCGUCUUAUUCCACAUAUAAUUGUCCUUGUACAUAAACAAUUGUGAUAUGAACCAAGAAUAUAACAUUAUGAAUCCAUUCGAGGAUUGUAAAUAUUUGAAUUAAUGCAAUUUGCCAGUUUUGUACAAAACCACUGAAACAAAGUGGUUGCUCAAUAAAUUUGUACAUUUCAAGAUUA